This is a messenger RNA of Nelumbo nucifera (sacred lotus), 1426 nucleotides long. RefSeq names its product forkhead-associated domain protein. The record is from RefSeq and is a predicted model, not a curated record. NCBI's taxonomy places the organism in Eukaryota, Viridiplantae, Streptophyta, Magnoliopsida, Proteales, Nelumbonaceae.
CAUUGGGAAUAUUUCCCAAUGCACGGUGUAAAAAGGCUGUGCGAAUGGUGUAAGCACAGUUGUGAGCACUGAAGCCGAUCUCGACAGGGAUGGGCUUGGUAAUGGUAAUCGGCACACGCGAGUUGCAAUUGCAGCUGCCAGGCGAGAGAGAGAGAGAGAUAUGAUAUUGAACGCUGGUACAAUUGUUGUAGCUCGCAGGCCUCCUUGGGGGACGCUCUGCAUGGGAACGAAAAUCAGCAAGACAGAGGAGCUACGAACCCAACUCGACCAGCUUCACACUGAAGCAGAGAAAACAAGGUUCAAAGCAAAUAGUGCAAGGUUAAGGCUCAUAAGGUUGUCAGAGGCAGCAGAGAAGCUUCGGCAACAGGCAGCAAUUGAUGUUCAACUUGGGAAAGAAAAUGAAGCAAGGGAACUUCUUUUUCAAAAAAGGAAGGUUAUGCAAGCAUUGGAGAAGUCAAAGAGCCGCAUUGAGUUACUUGAUCAGCUCUCAGCAAAGCUUAAUGAGGCAAUUUCUUUAAAGGAGACACAGUUAAUUGGUAAUUGUGCCCUGGAUCUUGAAAUUGGCAAGAAAGAUGAUUUGGGUCCGAUUCGCAUUAUCUCCCCAAAGGAGGAUGAUGAAAAAUGUUCAGAUGACAAUGAAGACAACUACAAACCAGUUACUAUGAACCUUAAUGAGGAUCAAGAGCUGCAGUUUCAGGAGUUCCAAGAAAACCUGCCUGUCAAUCAUCAGCAAGAGGAUGAUGAAGAAAGGAAUCUUAGUAUUGGAAUUUGGAAGAAAGAGGACAUGAUUAGUAGCUUGCAAGGAAUAUCCUCUUAUGAGGACUUCCUGGAACAUCUGGACCAACAGUUCAACAAAAUUGAAUUGGAACUUGCCACAGUUUUAAGGCUCUCAACCUUGGUACUGGAAAAUGGGGAGAAGCCUAGAAAUUCAAAGUGUCAACAAAUCAUGGAUAUUCUUGAGACUGUGUGUGGCAUUAGAGGGAGGAUUGCAAGCAUCAUGCAGAUGAAAGCAGAGAUCAGAUAAAGCUAGAUUGCAAUACAUAUUGUUUGUGCAAGACAGUCGCAGAAGGGAUAUUCUAGAUAUACCAAUUCAUUGAUGGGAGAAGCAUCCUCAAACAGUCAUUUUGUCAUUUUGUGAAGGCUAAAAAGAACAUAACUUAAAUGCAAACAAGCUACUGUUAUGGGGUGAUUCCCGGGAACCAUGAUUAUUGUAAAAAGUGUUAGUUCCAUAUUCUCAGAGUGUUAUCAAAAGCUGGGUGCUUCGUGAAGAGAUCUAAAACCAGUCAUUAGAAUGUUGUAUAUUUUCUUGUGGCAUCCAAGAGUACAUGUUUUAAAUUUAUGACUGAUGCUUGCCUAUUACAGGUAAUGCCAGAAAAGCUAUGCUUACUCGUAUCUAAGAUCUGGUUGAGUACUACGCUUCAGAUGA